GUUUUCCAUCCGCUUCUGCAGUACCAGUAGGCAGUCAGGGCGGUGAGGUUUUUAACCUCAUCGGGCAGGGACGGAAGUAAAAGAGCUGGAGGUAGUUCGAGUUCGCCGUCGAGACGCGGUGAGGGAAGCGACUCCGCCCGGAAGCCAGAGGCCUCGUGAUUGCAGUAGUGAGUGGGGCGCUAUUGCUUCUGGAUCCGGAGAGGAAAGAGAUGGGGAAGUUUUCGCUGCUUGCGCGUCCCAACCUUCACUGAGGAAACGCCUGUGUCGACCCACCGCGCAGGGGUUGGCCUCCUCGGGGCGUGCCAGAGCGCAUUUGGCAGAGCCACUGUCUACUCUCAGGGCGCGGGAGAAGAGAGAAAAAGGGAAGCAAGCUAGUGUGAGUGGGACUAGGAGGCAGGGUGCUUGGGAGUCGCAGGGGGCGAGGUGGUGCGGAAAGGAGCUGGGGCGUUCCAGGAACUGGGCACUCCUGAAGACUGGAGCCUGGCAGCGGCAGAGUCAGCGAGCAGGACUCGAGGGAAAUUGACGAAUUGGAGAUAAGGGGCUUUUGGCGCUUCAGGAGACUCUAGAGUCAGGCAGCGGGGCCCUCUCCAGGGACGUUGAACUGGUUGUGAAGCUCAAGACAACGAAGGGCGUACGGUAGGGAAACAGCCCCUGAGACGGCGAGAAGACCGGGGCCUGGGUGAGACUUUGCCCCCAGCUAGAAGAAGAGACAGGGUAGCCUGGCACGUCGAGUUGGGGAAGAGAUUCAAGUUUGGCCCCGCUGUGGUUCGCCUUUCUCUUAACUCCUUCCCGAUGUGGUCUUUAGCCGCGCAGGACGCCCCGAGAUGAAGUUGCGGCAAGUCUCGGACUGGAGCGACUUCGUCCGCGGCCGCAGCCUGCGGGAGUUGCUGGACCAACGCCGUCCGGGCGAGGCUCCCAGCCGCAUCUUAGCCAGCCCUGACAAACAACAUCUGUUUCUGUUGUGGAACCAGCCGGCUUCCCAGGCUCGAGUUGUGGCUUUCCAGCGCCUGGGUGUCGAUGGGGAUGAUCUGGAGAGGAGCUGGCAGCCUGCUCAGCCCCCUGUGGUGGGACUGCUUUUCCUGGAAAGCCCCGCGACAGCUGUCUCCUGGGUGCUAACUAUCAUUUGGGAGCAAGGCAAGACUGAACUCUGGCGCUUUGUGCCCGCAGUGGGAUGGCACUUGCUGCAGAGCCUGGAGCUGUGCCAUGGAGCGCGUGCCCGGAUUGUCUCCGUCUGCAGCUGGGGUGGCCAGCUAGUAUGGUGUGAGGAGAGGCCAGCCUUAGAUGCCCAGCUGACUCCCGAGAGGAGAGCCUUCAGGUACUGCAUCUGCACUAGACACCUUCAGAUUGGGGAGCAGGGAGCCCAGCUGAGCCCCUUAAGGAUUGUCUUGCACAACAGCCCUGUUUACAGAGUGCUGGCAUCGCCCUCUGGAGUUUUCCUCGUGCCCACCCUAGCCACCUUCCCAGGCAUAGCCAAGUUUGUCCUCAUCUGGCGGCCUGAAAAUGCUGACAUUGUCAUUGCUGCUCCAUCCAAAGGCUGCAUUUGCGCUAAGGCUUUGCAUCCGAGCUGUGAAGUGGACUUCAAGAAGCUGGUAUUGGGCUGUGUAGGACUCUUGGCAUCUAUGGACGCUUUGGAUAUCCAUAGUUGUGCACUCUCUAGCUGCAGAGGGCUCCUCCUGGUUACCAUGGCAGGAGCUGUGGAGCUGGUUCAACCUAAUGGAGUGUGGAGACCUAUUUUUGACUUUGGGGGAAAUGCCUUGGCCCCAGGGGAGCAAGUGCAACUGAAGGUAUUUGGGGACACCCUUGCCUGCUUUUUCAGAGGGGCUCUUUGUCUUGUGGACUUGGACAACAGGCAAUUGAUAGAAAAGAAAAUCCUGAGCACAGAAGAAGUGCUUUUUUUGGACUUCUGGGCUGAGGAGGAGGAAGUGCAGCUCCUUGCUCCAAGUGGCAUUUACAGCCUUGACUUCCCUGGUACUUACAAGGACAAGCCUCUCCUGGUGGAGAUGGUUUUUGAAGAGGCGUGCAACUACUAUCAGCGGCGGAGCCUCAGCAGCUCUCAACUCACUGUAGAGAAAUUGAAGAAGGGAGACAUGUUUCAGGCUCCAAUUGCACUUUCCUCCAUUCUGUGCCAUAGCCUUGCUUCCAAGGAAAAACGGUCCAGGGCCCUCCCAGAGCAUUAUGCCAAGCUGCUGGGCACGAUGCAACUAGAACUGCAGAGCUAUCGGAACCUGGAAUUCCUGAAAACACAUGUGGUUGGAGCCUUGGAAAGUGAGGUGGAGAGUUAUGGGGAGGCACUGGUGGAGCAGGAGCUCAGUCGUCUUCUGCACUUGGACUUAAACAGGGAGAACCUGGUCUACCUGAAUGCCAUCUUCAGUUCCUUCCCCAGGGCCUGCUGGAAGGCCAUACAGAAUCAUUUGCAGCUACAACAGAAUGGUGAUGGAGUACUGGUAGCCAGAGCCACUCCAGAUGUAUGGAAGAAAAUUCUGGGGGGAUCAGUGCCCAGUCUGAGCAAGCAAGAGGAGGGGUCUCUAAACGGAGUGGUUCCCCUUUUUGAACUUGUCUGUCUCUUGCUACAACAGUUCAAGCCUAAAUGGCUGCCUCAGUUUGUGGGGCUAUCUCAGCAGUACAUGGGUGCCUCUUGGACUUACAGCAACAAGGAGGGUCCUGAGAGUGGUGUACCCCUCUACAAGAGAGUGCUGGCUGUGCUGCCAAGGAGAAGCAGAGGUACUCUGGCAGAUGGGGAAAUGGAAAUUGAGCUCCUGCUAUGUAGCCAACGGCCCAAAGCCAUACUACAGGCCAUGGACCUCCUUAUCCAGCAUGGGAGAUGGCAGCGUGUGAUGGAGGCAGCAGAAAAGUUCUCCGUGUUAAGCCCUUUGCUGAACAAAGAGAUAUUUAUCAUCCUAUUAAGAGAGUUUUCCCAGCAUAGGGCGCUGGAUCCUUACUUGGACAAGCUGUGGGACCUCUGUCCUACAGAUCUGAGUGCUUCUGAUGUCCUGAGCCACAUUCAGCAAUACGUAGCCCCAAUAGAACUUGACCCUCCUCCCUUCCCUCCAGAUGGGUCUUUCCAGCUGACUGUUGGCCUGCUCAAGCCGCUGUUACACAAACUGGCCCAUUGUCCAUCUGGCCAGGAUGAAAUUUAUGGUGAUGUCUUACAGAGCCCAACCUUCCCUCCACCAACCCCACCCAGGCAACACAAAGUUGUUCCAAAGGCAAUUUCCCAGGAAGAGUUGACGCCUUUUCAGAACCACACAUAGCACGUCUUGUGUGAGGUGGUAUGAAGCCUAGAGAUGGGAAUAGACAAAAUGGCAUCCAAAGUAAUUGGUCCUGCUGGAGGCAGGAGCUUCACCCUGUGUAGCUCACUUAGGCUGUACAUCAGCAAGCUGUUUCUGCCAUGGCUGGUGGAAAAUCCCAAAGAUUAUUGUACUGCCAGUGGGUUUAUUUGGAAGAGUGCAGAGCUUGUGCCAAGAAGUGGAUGUUUCUGGUGCCUUAAACAAGAGCAGAUAAUUGCAUACAAGAACUGCACCAUCGCUGGUACAGUUAGGCAAGCUGCUGUAUUCCCAUCCUAUUAUGAAUAAUGCUGGUGGGUGUGGUGUUUUUUAAAAUUCCUCUACCUUUUGGUAAAACUCUAGUCUACAUUCAUUGGUCAUAUUUGCAUGUGAGUUUAGUUUUGCUGGGGAAUUACCUUGCUUUGACUAUCUUGAGGGUAUACUAUAACACUUCAUAGUUAAUGCUCUAGUAUCUACCUUUUUAAGAUGCAGGGAUUGUUUCCUGGCAAUAUGCCAGUUUGUAAGCCUGGAAAUUUCACUGGCCAGUAUUACUUCCUCCUGAAACUAAAGUUCUAGAAACUCCCUGACUGAGAACCUGUCAGCUGUCUGCUUCUCUGGCUAACAACCCACUCUUGGGGUGCACCACAAGCUGUGUUUAAAUAUGCAUUAUUUUCCUGCAGUAGGGGAAGCCCCGGCUUUUCCCUCUGCAUAUGCGUGCACACACACCUUUGUCCCCUAGAGUGGCCUUAUCUUUUGCUUUAAAAAAAAAAGUGGAGAAGAUUGUCAGUAGAAGAGGCUCUGUAGUUCACUGGAGUAAUCCAUGCCCUGUACAUUUACACAGUAGUGGAACUCUUCCUAAUGAUUUAUGCUUAACACCCCCACUCCACUCCCAUUUGCCUUAGGCCAAAGCAGUAAUGCAGUCAGCUCAGAAUGCUUGUUGGUGUCUUGCAAUUCCCCAUUCUGCCUAACUAUCAUUGGGGGGAGGGGGAUGAGGAGACCCUGUUUAUCUAUAUGCAUAUGUAAAACUAGUAAGAGUUUAAUCGCUGAAGCCUUCUCCCAUAAAGGGGACAGGAAUAAUCAAUUUUAACAGUUUCAGACAGGAGUGUGUUUUUUUUCUUUUUACAAGUGGGGGAAAAUAUUAUUUUAAACCUUAUGAGAUUGCUGAAAUCAUAUUAAACUGCAAAACUUCCCAGUAAGGUGCAAAGGAGGGAGAUAGCUUAUUGAGUGCAAGUACCAAGUCACUGUGCACUUCAGUUUUUCUGCUCAAAGGAUGGGCUUAGCUGCUUCUAUGCAGCCAAAAGUAGGGUGUGGAAUACAAAAGGGGCUUUAUUACUCACAGAGCUGUCUGGAUACUCAGUCUAGGGAGACAUGGUCAGGAGUUACUAUAUUUUGUACUACUACUGUUUGUGCUCUUUCUAAUUCUUUUUGCCAUUCCCAAGCUUGCUGAAUUUGUUGAGUAGCAUUUUAGCAGGCAACAGCGAUCCUCCCCUCCUACUGAGCUGCCUAAAUUCCAAGCAAAUCACAUGUAUUCUGCCUAGGCCCAAGCCUCCUGCUGGAGCACUUGAGCAAUCUGGAUAUUUUGUGUGCAAAACCCUUUUCUUUGGUGCUGUACAUUAACCCUUACUGGGGUGGGGAGUGGAUGAUUAGCAGAACAUAGGGAUAGCUUUGGCUCUCCCUGCUCUCUGUCAGAUGAUGGGGAAGGCCAUACCAAUACUGACCAAUGACCAGUUUGUCAGUACUUAGCACCGAAAAGUAUAAAAUGUGUUAUUUGGGAGAGUGAAUUGCAUUCCAGGCACCUGUAAUGAAACAGCACAAGUGAAGGGCUUGUUCCAAACCCAGCUAAUCCAUUUCUACAAUACUCUUUACAGGUCUUCUGCAUGCUCUCAGAUAACCCACAAGCUUUGUCAGCCUGGAGCCAUUUAAAAAAUAAUAAUAAAUUCUAAGGAUAAGAAGCAAGUAAAUUGUCUUCUCCCUUAAAGCUGAAAGCUUAGAGAUGAGGGUGUGGGUAUUUGCAAAGCCUGCAGAGAGGAGUGGGCUUUCUUUUUCCGAGCCACCCACAUUAAAAAAAAAAAGGCUUUGACAGUGCUGGGCUUCACAAGUUUCUGAUGUUCCAGUGGUGUCUCCUAGAUAAACUUCCCAUAUGAUGUCGUUGAAUGGUGUGUGUCCUGCCCAUUCUGAGUAACUUGGCAGUGAAAUAGGAGAGAUUUUUACACUUAUCUUGACAAACAAAUUUAUUCUGCCUUUAAUGUGAUUCUGGUUCUUGAAAUCAUUUGUGUCCUGUAUGCAGUAUUAAAAGGUAAACAAUCUUACAA
Messenger RNA from Rhineura floridana, 5575 nucleotides. It is a transcript of the gene HPS6, whose product is annotated as HPS6 biogenesis of lysosomal organelles complex 2 subunit 3. The transcript has a single exon. Gene Ontology annotation, biological process: lysosome localization; organelle organization; melanocyte differentiation. The record is from RefSeq and is a predicted model, not a curated record. The coding region runs from base 825 to 3251 and encodes 808 amino acids. NCBI's taxonomy places the organism in Eukaryota, Metazoa, Chordata, Lepidosauria, Squamata, Rhineuridae. Gene Ontology annotation, cellular component: lysosomal membrane; BLOC-2 complex.